AGCCAAAUACUGUUCUCCCGGAAUUUCGGGCCUUCGGAGAAAUGUCGGAUGAUAAGAGGACGCGGUCCAAUUUCCCCACACAGGGUUCUCGUUUCUGACUCCAGCAGGGUACCAUGCCAUCUACUACCUUUCACGUCGACGCGGCGCUAUUCGACAUGGACGGAACUCUUGUCGACUCCACUGCUGGGGUGGAGGGUGCUUGGGAGGUAUUCCGACAGACCUACCCAUCCAUCGACAUCCAUGAAGUUUUGAGCUCUGCUCACGGUGUCCGUACCGUUGAGAACCUUCGCGCCCACUGUGGAGUCACAGAUCCCGACGAACUUGAGAGAGAAGCUGAGCGCUUUGAAACCGCGAUCGUCACCUCUGCGGCUGCUAAUGGACGGCAAGGAAUCGUUCUUCUUCCUGGGGUAGCCAGAAAUUUCGCGGAGAUCACGCCCUAUCACAAAUUGCCUAAUCCUAGUUGGGCCAUCUGUACUUCCGCUACAAAGAAAUAUGCCACUGCGGCCCUCGGCAGCGCAGGUGUCACUAUUCCUGACGUCUUCGUGGUAGCCGAGGAUGUCGAGAAAGGGAAACCUGCCCCCGAUCCAUACCUUCUCGGAGCAAAGAGAUGUGGCGUGAAGCCGGAGAACUGUGUUGUUUUCGAAGAUGCACCUGCUGGUAUUCGCAGUGGCAAGGCUGCAGGCUGCAAGACUAUCGGGUUCCUCACAACCCACAGCAAGGAACUAAUGGAGGCCGUUCAGCCUGAUUUUCUCGUCCCCAACAUGGAUAGCGUUACCAUUCGUCGCAUUGACACAGGCUUAGAAAUCACAGUCAGCACUGAAUAGAUAUAGAUGAAAUAUGCUACUUAGAUGUUCGAGGCUCGUCUAGAGACAUAGAAACACUCAAUGUUAGACUCAUUUAACGCACAGC
Desarmillaria tabescens is the source of this 909-nucleotide messenger RNA. RefSeq names its product phosphatase. Bases 114 to 824 code for a protein of 236 amino acids. Lineage: Eukaryota; Fungi; Basidiomycota; Agaricomycetes; Agaricales; Physalacriaceae. The transcript has 8 exons. Gene Ontology annotation, molecular function: sugar-phosphatase activity; beta-phosphoglucomutase activity. The record is from RefSeq and is a predicted model, not a curated record.